CCCACUUUUUAUUAUUUGGGGACACCUUUUCUUUUUUUGUAUUGUUUUAGUUUGGUGAAGGAGGGAAAUUCGAUUAUAUAUAAAGAAAAUAUAUUAGAAAUUAUGCGACAAUUUCUAUCUAAAUUAUUUGGGUCAGUUCGACUCGUACAAGAAGUAACGAGAAGUAAUGACACUAAUAGGACAGAUGCCGAGGAUCCUUCCUCAUCCAUGGAGAAACGCAACUCCAAUGACAAGCCAAUCAUGUUACAGACGAUCGAAAUACCUACACUUAACUUGUAUUGUUAUCAACCCACACAAAAGUUUACUGUACGUCAUUAUAAUAAGCCUUUCACUCCAUAUAUAAACGAAGAAAAGAGUAAAUCACAAAAGUUACUCUGUUUAUGGCCUUUACCUACUGUCACACGCUACAUGAUUCUGAUUGCCACUCUCAUGUCUAUCCUAAAUUGGUUAGGUGUACUAUCGAUCGCUUGUUCUGCACCUUCCUUUAUCAUUUAUCGAUUGGAUUUUAAAAAUAUGUGUUUAGCUCCCUUUCUCUUUGACUGGACUUUACAAGGUAUGAUGCUCUAUGGUUGGAAUCUCUUAAUUCUCGGCUUAUUUGAAGAAUCUUUAACUCUCAUGUUGGGAGGGGGAACUCGACGUUUCAUUCAUUGUCUCUUCUUUGUCUUUCUUUCCUUGUCUACCAUUCGAGUCGGUCUAGGUUUCAUCUUUUCAAAAUCUACAGGCUGGGCCUUUCCUUCUCUCUUCUUUAGUAAUUCCAUGCAUGAGUGCAGUCAAGGACUGGCACCAUUCUUGUUUGCAUUGUUGGUAGUGCAAUCGCUGUGCAUCGGUGACAAGUACAUCUUGAUAUACGGACAAGGAGAACAUCACCAGAUCACAGUUGCUAAAGUGACUUUGCAGUUCAUCAUGUGUCUUGUCAACUAUACGACGCAGACCAUUCUCUGGUGGUCACUCUCGGGACUAUUCACGGGCUUUAUCACGACCUUGGUGAUGCAAGCUUGGCUUGCCUUUGAGAAAAGAGAGGUGAAGGAUCAAACAGAAUUUAUGACUUUGGAACAUUAUCGACGUACACCUUUAUGGCGAUUAUUGUGGUCUGCCACCAAAAGAUCAGGUUGGGUCGUCCUACUGAGUUUACCCAUCUUGUUGGCUUGGAAUACCUAUUAUACUCGUUCAUUUGUAGUGAGUGGCCACCAAUUAAACACGAUAUCCCAUGAUCGAUACCUAUUUACAUUUGUAUUUAUGACUGCACCACGUCGAGGAGAUCCAGCCUAUUUGACACGAACGAUCGAAUCCUAUUUAGAGAACUGGCCUGAAAAUCCAACAGUGGAUUCACCUUAUGCACGUAUGCAGGCAAUUAUCUAUACGCAUUUCACCAACCAUACACAAUUUGAGGAAGCAAAAGAACAUUUCUCGGGUACAGUGAAAGGACAAAGGUACUUGAAAUGGGUCCAUCAGCAAGGUGAGACAUUGAAUCAGAGGUUACAUGUGUCCAAGGCCUUGGAUUAUGUGACAGAAACCUUCCAGAGCACCUAUUAUGCCUUGAUGGAAGAUGAUUUCCCUGUAUGUGGUCAACGUGAAUGGCAUGAGAUUGAAACAGUGAUUUUCAAGGCAGAGAAGACAGUGCCUAACCAUUGUGGCGUCUUUGUCGGUACAGGUGGCAGUGGACUGUUUCUGAAACCGGAGAUGGCACGUUUGACAUCGCAGUUAUUGUUGCACUAUGUGGAUAUGCCACCGGACAUUAUUAUUCAGAAAUGCUUGAUGGGACAGUUGCCGCAAUGUGCUGCAUGUAAAGAUUCACUUGUGACCAGUAAAACCUUGCUCAUGUAUCAUAUUGGAUAUAAUACUUCCACCAGUGAUGAUCGUACCUAUAAAAAGGAUGAAUUCCAAUGUGGAUGGCGUCACCCCUUUAAUGGUGAUCCAAGUGUCAUCACAUUGUAAAAUUAGUAAUAGAACUCUCUCUCCUACCCCCCCCAUUUAAUUUCCCUUCUUUGUACAUUAUUUUAUUAUUUAUUAUUAUUAUUUUUUUUUUUUGUUCAGCAUAAUCCCCCCCUUAAUAACCUUUCCCCCCAUUCCUCAAACCUUUUUUUUAUUAUUAUUAUUAUUAGAUGACAUUUAUGAAACUUUUUAUAGCAGCUCCCCCCAAUUUUUUUUUUUUUUUUAUAUACAAAAAGUGAACAAAGAAUUGUUGCAC
Mucor mucedo is the source of this 2188-nucleotide messenger RNA. RefSeq lists its product as uncharacterized. The record is from RefSeq and is a predicted model, not a curated record. The transcript is spliced from 4 exons. The coding region runs from base 103 to 1935 and encodes 610 amino acids. NCBI's taxonomy places the organism in Eukaryota, Fungi, Mucoromycota, Mucoromycetes, Mucorales, Mucoraceae.